UAGUAUGACGUCAUAUUCAGAUAAGAGGAGAGAGACUUUUCGUACGUGGAUUUUUCGAGGAGGAUUAAGGAUUCUUAUUUUAAAAAGUACCUAAAAUGUCGUACGCGUAUCUAUUUAAAUAUAUCAUUAUUGGGGACACAGGUGUUGGCAAGUCAUGUCUACUACUACAGUUCACAGACAAGAGAUUUCAGCCAGUCCAUGAUCUAACAAUAGGUGUAGAAUUUGGUGCACGAAUGAUAAACAUUGAUGGGAAACAAAUCAAGCUACAGAUUUGGGAUACAGCUGGUCAGGAGUCAUUCCGUUCUAUCACAAGGUCUUACUACAGAGGAGCUGCGGGUGCUUUGCUAGUCUAUGACAUAACAAGGAGAGACACUUUCAAUCACCUGACGACUUGGUUAGAGGAUGCACGACAACAUUCCAGCUCAAAUAUGGUCAUUAUGCUAAUUGGCAACAAGAGUGACUUGGAAGCCAGGCGGGAUGUGAAGAGGGAAGAAGGGGAAGCAUUUGCUAGGGAACAUGGAUUGAUAUUCAUGGAGACAUCAGCAAAAACGGCUGCCAAUGUUGAAGAGGCUUUUAUCAACACAGCAAAGGAGAUCUACCAGAAAAUCCAGGAAGGAGUGUUCGAUAUUAAUAAUGAGGCUAACGGAAUCAAACUCGGACCACAGCAUUCGCCUACAAAUCCAGCGUUACCUGCCGGCGGUGGAGGACAACAAUCCGGUGGUGGAUGCUGUUAGUUUCAACAUCAUUUGUCUACUGGCUUAUUGGAGACGUUGAAUAACAUGCAGCAGUGUUGCCAGGAAUCGUCGGUGAAAACACAUGGCAUAUUCAACUAUGAUACAUGAAUAGCGGUCUUAAAAUGCGGUUGUGUUAAACUAACCAAAAGGAACUUCUUACCAAGGCUUCUGUUUUCUUUAUACCACAAUUAGGAUAUUGUUGAUUUCAGAUAAUCUGUGUGUUCUUAUAUAAGACUUUCUGCAGUCAGAUCUCGUAUAUAAAUCAUGAUUGACUAACAUCACACUGUAGUAGGUAGAAUUUGUUUUGGUUAGAUUGAUAUAGUGUAGAGUAAACCAUUGAACAGCCAAUAUACAAGUACAAUACUUCAUUAAAACCCUGGCAUGCUUAAUAAAUAAUGUUUCCUGACGAUCACAAUACAAAUACAAUAAUUGUGCAGUUAAUAUAGACAAAUAUGAACUUAAAAUAAUAAAUGGAAAAAUAUGAAAUUUAAGAAAAAUGUAAGUGUUUAGAAUUGAUUAUGUACUGAGAUAUUGUACAGUUUUGAGCUUGAUAUUUAUUAUUAUUAAAUGGCAUUGUAAAUGUGUUUUGAAAAUACUGGACUUGCGUAAGUUCCUCCCAUAUGUUCCCCCUUCUGCAUGGCAUACUGAACUGUUUGUGGGUUUCAAAUUCUUAACAAGUGUUGUCAUUAUUGUUAUGAUGGAACACAACCAGCAUUAAUGAAAACUUGGUGGCAUUGAUUUCCUAGUAUUAAUGCCUUUAAGGCUGUUUGCAUUCCAAGGUGUAAUUAAUCAUUUUCUAAUUAUGGAAAUGCCAAUUUGUGACAAAUAUAUCAGAAAACAACAAUAUUGAAGAAAAGGUGUUGGAAGUUGCGUUGGUCUACACCUGUGUAUGUGUAGGUGGUUUCAACCCUUAAAUUGCAAAUGGUGUGCAGCAAUAAAUGUAGGUGGUGUACAACUAGGAGUGGUAUGCACCAGUAAGCAAUUAUUAUAGUUGUAUUCCAUGCAAUGAUGGUAAACUAUAUUGAGUUUUCACUGUACGAAAUUGAAUCACAUUCAUUGCAAUACAUGCAUUACACUAAGAACAAAUGCAGGUUUAUUAUUGACUUACUGAUGCAUUAGGUAUAUUAUAUGUUUAUUCAAAAGUGAGAAUCUACUUAGUACACUCGAAAUAUUAUAGACGAGGAGUGUUUGAUUGAAGUCAUGUUUAAGGUUUGUCUCCAUCCUGUUUUGCCUUAUGUAUCAACCCCGACAUUAUUUAGAUUUAAUAGUUGCUACAUUAACAUAUAGACAUUAUAUAGUGUCACAUCCAAUGUUUUUUUUUAUAUAUAUUAAUUUUUUUUUUUGGGGUUAUAUUUUCUUCUAUAGUUGGAAAAUUAUGGUGCAAUUUUGGUUUUGAUUUACCAGGGGUUACAUAUUCUUAGAUAUUCUUAGAUAGAUUUAAGUUUUUAUCUGUAUGACACAAGUAUUAUAUCUUGCUUAUUUGUAUCCGUUGAAAUACAACCCCCUUUCAUGUAUUUAAUUUAUUGUUCGAAUCAAAUGGAUUUUAAUACAUUUGUACUUUUCAAACGAAUAAAGAAUAUAAAGAAAUUUUUACUAAUAUUUCAUUUUAAAUCGUAAUACUAACAUUAAUCAUCGGUAGUGGUGCAUUCACUUUGACAUUAAUGGUUAGUUCACACUGCCAAUUCUACUUUGCUAGUAAUGUUGCUGGCAUUUGCAUCAACAUAUUGCUCCUGUGUGAACCAUAUUUAAGUGGGUCCUAGCUACAAAGUUAAAGAACAAUUAUUAAAAUUUUUAUUAAUGUGAAUUUUGUUUUGCAUAUUAUUUGUAAACAGUGUAUUAAUUGCCAUGAAUUUUUGCUUCUAUUUGCUAAUCUCACAACUGUGAUGUGUAUUGCAAAUGCCCUAUACUCAUGUUAUUCAAGUUCUUAUAUGUAUACCUGUAUUUACGCCUCAAGGUGUUAAGUUUGUGGGAUUCGAGUCAACUCGCCCUCUAGCAAACUCGCUCUUAUCAAGGGGGCGAGGUGACUGGUUCCUGAUUUGUGUGACUUAACACUCUGUGUAAACUGAUAGUAAUAUUGCUGAGAUUAUGUGUAAAUGUGUUAUUGAUACCAAAAACAUAUUAAAAAGAAUUUACGAAGGGGAAAGAUUUAUUAGAUGUUUCCAUACAUUGUUAUAUACUUACGUUAUUUGUGUUUUGCACAAUAUAAUUUAAGUUAAAUUACUGAAACUGUCAAUAGCAAUGACAUGUUAAAUAGGUUGAUGAAUGAAUGUUCAUUAAUACACUUCUGCUAACAUACUUGCUAUGCUAUGAUACUCAAUUGUUUCAAAAAAUAAAUGUUGCAUUUUUUUGUUCUUAUAUGGAGAUGGUUUUUUUUUUAUAUAGUGAAGUCUAUUAAAAUUGUCUACCCCUUCCCCAAAAAA
This is a messenger RNA of Anneissia japonica, 3154 nucleotides long. RefSeq names its product ras-related protein Rab-2A. NCBI's taxonomy places the organism in Eukaryota, Metazoa, Echinodermata, Crinoidea, Comatulida, Comatulidae. Gene Ontology annotation, molecular function: GTPase activity; GTP binding. The record is from RefSeq and is a predicted model, not a curated record. The coding region runs from base 96 to 734 and encodes 212 amino acids. Gene Ontology annotation, cellular component: Golgi apparatus. The transcript is spliced from 7 exons.